CCCCGCACCGGCAACGGCUCCCCCGGCCCCGCCGCGCACCCGAGCAGGCGCACGCUCGGCGCAGCCGCCCCUCCUCCGCCGCCCGCCUUCCCCCGCGCAUGGCGCUGAGCGCGGCAGCCCCCGGCUCCGCACGUAAGUAACGGCCCCGCCGCGCCUUUGUGCGCGGGCCCGCCGCAGGUGAGGGGCUGCACCGGUCGUCUGGCGCUUUCGGCCGCGCCCCUGCCGAGCACAGGGGGGAGCCCGGUCAGAGCGGCCGCGGCCCGGCCCGGGGGCCCGGCUCGUCGGAGCCCCGGGGCCGGGGGAGGUGCCCUGGGGCCGGGCCGGGCCGUGGCGGCGCCUCAGGGCUGCGCUCUGCCCCGCGCAGGUGGCGGCGCGGGCGCGGCUCGCGGUGACUCCCCCGGGCCGGGGCUGCGGCGGGCGCUGAGCCCUCGGCCCGGAUGGAAAGUGGGGGUGAUGCCAGAGCGGCACUUCUGCGGGGCGGCAGAGGCGGCGGCCGUGGCGGGGUUCCAGCGGCUGCCGAGCCCGGCGCUCCCCCGGCCGCGGAGACCGGCGUGAACAUGGAUGGGCCCGGCGGCGGGGGGAGCGGGCCAGCCGCAGACACGGACGCUGCUGCAGCGCCGGCAGCCCCUGGGGCCCCCACCCCGCCGCCUCGCGGCCCCGGCUCCAGGGACCCCAAGCUGGUCCAUCAGCGGUUCCUGCGGAGGAGCGUGGUGGACUCGGACCAGGAGGAGCCCGCCUUCGACCUGCCCGAGGCGGAGCACCAGCGGAGAAUCAUCCUGCUCCCCAAAACCAGGAGGAUAAUCGCGGAGCGGGCGAAGGCGGGGCAGGGGGCGGCGGAGGCGGCGGGCCGGGAGGCCGAGUGCUCCGGGGAGCCGCGGGCAGCGCCGGCCGCGGGCAGCGCCGCGGGCGCCGAGGAGCCGAAGGAGCCAGGCAAGGAUGCGGAGCGGAGAGAGGCGCAGGAUGCUGCCAAGGACCAGGGCAAGGCUAAGAAAGAGGAGCCGGAGGAGGAAGCUGAUAUGAAAGCGGUUGCCACCUCGCCCGAUGGCAGGUUCCUAAAGUUUGAUAUUGAACUCGGGCGGGGAUCCUUCAAAACGGUCUACAAGGGUCUGGACACGGAGACGUGGGUGGAAGUCGCGUGGUGUGAACUGCAGGACAGAAAACUCACAAAAGUAGAGAGGCAGAGAUUUAAAGAGGAAGCAGAAAUGUUGAAAGGUCUACAGCACCCAAACAUCGUGAGGUUUUAUGACUUCUGGGAAUCCUGUGCAAAAGGCAAAAGAUGCAUCGUGCUGGUUACCGAGCUGAUGACCUCUGGAACGUUGAAGACGUAUCUGAAGAGGUUUAAAGUGAUGAAGCCUAAAGUCCUGCGGAGUUGGUGUCGGCAAAUCCUGAAGGGUCUUCUUUUCUUACACACAAGAACUCCACCAAUAAUUCACAGAGACUUGAAAUGUGAUAAUAUUUUUAUUACUGGACCAACUGGAUCUGUGAAAAUAGGAGACUUGGGUCUGGCAACACUCAAAAGAGCUUCAUUUGCCAAAAGUGUCAUAGGUACACCAGAGUUCAUGGCCCCGGAAAUGUACGAGGAACACUAUGAUGAAUCUGUGGAUGUCUAUGCGUUUGGAAUGUGCAUGCUGGAAAUGGCUACCUCAGAAUACCCUUACUCAGAAUGCCAGAAUGCUGCUCAAAUCUACCGGAAAGUAACCUGUGGUAUAAAGCCAGCAAGCUUUGAGAAAGUUACUGAUCCUGAAAUUAAAGAGAUAAUUGGGGAGUGCAUCUGCAAAAACAAAGAAGAAAGAUAUGAAAUUAAAGAUUUAUUAAGCCAUGCCUUUUUUGCUGAAGAUACUGGGGUAAGAGUGGAACUUGCAGAAGAAGACCAUGGUAGGAAAUCCUCUAUUGCCUUAAGACUCUGGGUAGAAGAUCCUAAGAAACUGAAAGGAAAACCCAAAGAUAAUGGAGCCAUUGAGUUUACUUUUGAUCUGGAGAAGGAAACUCCUGAUGACGUUGCACAAGAAAUGAUUGACUCAGGCUUUUUCCACGAGAACGAUCUCAAGAUCGUGGCCAAGUCCAUCCGUGACCGAGUGGCGCUGAUCCUCUGGAGGAGGGAGCGCAUCUGGCCCAGGAUGCAGUUGGAGGAGCGCCGCGACUCGGAGUGCCUGGACAAGCUGAAGGCACCACAGGCCCAGCAGGUCCAGGUCACCUACCUGUCCCACACGGGCCACCACAUCCUGUCGGAGCCUGAGGAGCCGGAGGCGGACCAGCACUCCUUCCAGCAGAACCUGCCCACCAGCGUCACCUCUGUCGCCUCUGACAGCACGUUUGACAGUGGCCAGGGUUCCACAGUUUAUUCGGACUCACAGAGCAGCCAGCAAAGCGUCAUCUACUCGUCCCUGCCAGACACUGUCCCUCCUGCCAUCCAGAGGGUGUACAGCCCCCCCCUGAGCGAGGGCCAGCCUGUGCCCCACAGCCUCCCCCAGCUCGGCCACUACCAGCAGCCCUCGGCACCCGUCCUGCCUGCGGUGCCAGCCACGCCCGCCGUGGUGCCCCAGCACUACCAGGAGCCGGCGAUGCCGUUCCCCGUGGUCCCCAGCACCGUGGCCUCGCUCCCGCUGGGGCAGCCGCCGCCACCCGUGCUGGCCGGCCAGCAGCAGCCCAUCUCGCAGGCAGCCUCCCUGCAGCAGGUGCUCAGCAGCCAGCCCGUGUGCCCGCUGCCGCCAGCCCCGCACCUGCUGCCGCCGUUCCCGGCGCAGGGCUCGCAGGUGCCCGCCAGCAGCACCCCGCUGAAGCCCCUGCAGAUCCCCACCGUGCCGCAGCUCCCGCCCGUGGCCCCUUCCCAGAUUCCUCAGUUUCCUGUCAUUCCUGCAAUUACUCCUCUGGCAGGGCUUGACAGCCUUCCUCCAAACCUGUCCGACAUAACUGCUGCGAACGUGCCCCCCAUUCCUGCUCCCUCCCAGUACUUUGCUCCGGCUGUGAUCCUGCCCAGCCUGCCCAUGAACCCCACGCUGCCCAUGGCGCCCAACUCCCCCGCCCUGCCCAUGCAGGCCGUCAACCUGCCUCACACCACCGUGGCUUCUCUGGUCCUGCCCUGCCAGCCCAUCGUGCCAAACAUGCCGGCGGCCACCAUCCCGCUGCUGGCGGUGGCACCGCCGGGGGUGCCGCCGCUGCCGCCGCACGCCGCGGUGCCGCCGCUGCCGCCGCAGCCCGUGUUCCAGCCCGCCUUCCAGCCGCUGCUGCCCGGCGAUGCGCCCUCGCCCCACCACACGCAGAGCUCUCAGCCCGUGUCCCAGGCACAGCCGCCUCCUCCAGCCCUGCAGCCGAGCGUGAUCCACCCUCCUGAGCCAGCUCACCAGCCCAUGCCUGGACACACUCAGUUUGCUCUGGAAGCUGGAGCCCAGGUGCCCGUGCUGCCAGUGCAACCCUCCAUGGUCAUGUCGCCGCCGUUGCAGCUGCAGCCGGAGCUGGUACCGCCCCGCGUCGCUCCCGAAGGAGUUCCCCAGGUCCAUGGCAGCCUUGCCACGGCUGCCCCACCCGCCCCCAUAGAGCCUGGCCUGCCUCUCCCGCCCUCUGCUCUGCUGCAGCUCCAGCCUGAUCUUUCCCAGCCACUGGGCCAGCAGCUCCCAGCUCCCUGCUCGGCUGUCGCAGCAGGCACAGAGACUUCUCAAGAGGAGCAGGCAAUACAGGACAAACUCCAAGCUCUGUCCCAGAGUUGCGAAAGCUACAUGAGCCCAGAUGUUGCUUCGGGUAAAGAGAUGAGUGACAGCUUGGAAGGAGCAACAGGAAGUGGAAAGCAAGAAGGAAAGUCUUCAAAGAAGCAUAAGAAAUCCACGCGUGCUCGUUCACGCCAGGAGAAGUCCAACAGACCCAAACUGACCAUAUUAAAUGUGUGUAACACAGGGGAUAAGAUGGUGGAGUGCCAGCUUGAAACCCAUAACCACAAAAUGGUGACGUUCAAGUUUGACUUGGAUGGUGAUGCGCCGGAGGAAAUUGCUACUUACAUGGUGGAGAAUGAAUUCAUCUUGCAAAGUGAAAAAGAGACUUUUAUUGAGCAAAUGAAGGAUAUCAUUGAUAAAGCAGAAGAUAUGCUCAGUGAGGAUACAGAAGGAGAGCGAAGUUCUGACCAGGGAAUAAGUCCCCAACAAGAUGCAGAUAGGCUGGAAAUAAGCGAGGAGAAGCGUCAGUCUCAAAUGAAGACACCUGUGUAUCAGCAAAAUGUUUUGCAUACUGGAAAAAGGUGGUUUAUUAUUUGUCCAGUGGUGGAAAACCCUACUACAGAUGCCCCCGAGUUUUCUCCCCCGGUGCCUCCCAGUGCCCAGCAGACAGAAGGGCCAGACCCGGAGCAGGCGGAUGACCAGCCGGUGAGCUCUGCAGUGACAGAGGCACCCGGGCUUGGGGCUGGCCAGCAGCUUUCCCUGCACACAGGGGCCAGCGACGGCCCCCUUGGAACCACCCCGUCCUUGGCACCAGCUCCUGCCAGCGUAGCGAGCCAGCCGGAGUUCCCAGCGCCAGCCCCGCCGGCAUCUGCCCCGAGCAUCGCGGAGCCCGCUGCGGCCAGCGGGGGUCAGCCGGAGUUCCCCCGAGCCGUGGGGCUGGAGGAGCCCCCCGAGGCCCCGGCCCCGCACCUGCAGCCGCAGGCGGACGAGCCGGCGUGUGUGCCCGACGUGGAGAUCGCCUGCUGCAGCGUGGGGCCGCCCGCGGCGCAGGGGCCGCACCUGCCCGAGGGCGGCCAGCCCGGAGCGGGGCCCUUGGGCAGCCAGCCCUUCCCCCCGGCCGCCGGCCCCGACGCCCUGGGCUUGUCGGGGUCCCAGCUCCAGAGCCCCACGCAGGUGCCGCUGGCCGCCUCCCAGCAGCCGCCGGUGGCGCAGGGUGGCGCGGGGAUGGCCGGGGCAGGGGUCAGCCUGCUCCAGCAGCAGAACCCCCCCGGCACCGCAGAGUCUGACAGCGAGGGCCCCCCCAGGGUGGACUUCGUGGACAACACAAUUAAAAGCCUUGAUGAGAAGCUGCGCAAUUUGUUGUACCAGGAGUAUGUUCCAACUUCUUCGGCAUCAGCAGGGACGCCGGACACCUCCGUGCCACCCGAACAGGGCGACAGUGAGCUUACCUUAUCCCCGUUUCCUGAAGAGCAAGCUCCUGCCCCAGCGUUGGAUGGGAGAGAACCAGGCAUCCCAGACACCGGCCAGGAGUUGAACAAGCCGGAAGUCACUGGUGUGAGUGCUCAUCCCUCAGAGGCAAGAGGUCCAGUCACAAGCAUCGCUUCAGCUCCUGCUGCUCCAGCAAAAGGCCUCCUUCAGGUUGCACCUCCACCAUCAGGCACAGCUCCACAGAUGGAGACUUUCCAGAGGAGCGAGGAGGCAAAGAGUACAGCUUCGCCCGCACACACAGGGAGCGUAAUGCGGCGAGCGACGGCAGAUGGGGCGAUGAGUAACUUCCACAGGGAUGGCUCUCCGGGCUCUGGUUCCUAUGGAAAACAGGCUGAGGCUCUGGAGAGUGGCACGCCGGCCAAAACCAUUGGCAGGUUUUCAGUCAUCAGCACGCAGGACGAAUUAACUUUAGCGGCACCGCACUGCUUGAGGUUCUCGGCCCCGCCGGACGUGUACCUGGACGAGCUGCCCUCCAGCCCGGACGUGAAGGCUGCCGUCCGCAGGGUCCAGACGGCCUCUUCUGUGGACGUCCUGUGCGACCAGGCCUCGAGCGACUCCGCCGACGAGCCCUGCCCACGGCAGCCGGCGGCUGCUGCAGCUGCACAGCUCUCCCCCCCCAGCAGCAGCACAGCCACGGACUUAAUCAAAAAAGCGGCUGCUUUUCUGCAGAGGUCUGCCAAAGGUGGCUCCCCUGGCCCGGAGUCGCCCAAUGGGCAAGGUGCGAAGAUUCCUACCAUCAACAUCACGUCCUUCCACUCACAGUCGUCCUACAUGAGCAGUGACAAUGACUCAGAGUUUGAAGAUGCUGAUAUGAAGAAAGAAUUGCAGAACCUGAGAGAAAAGCAUAUGAAAGAGAUUGCUGAGCUGCAGACGCAGCAGAAGAACGAGAUAGAGGCACUGUAUAUUCGCUUGGGGAAACCCCUUCCUCCCAACCUGGGCUUCCUUCACUCUGCCCCACCAAGCAGCCGGCGCCGAAGAACCAGCAAAAACAAAUUGAAAGCUGGAAAACUCUUAAACCCUCUGGUCCAGCAGCUCAGGAGUGGAACAUCAAGCACAAGUAACCUUUCAGACUCUAAAGACUCACCCCACAAAGAAAGCAGUAACUCGCAGCCGGGCUUCCCCGAAGCCGCCGCGGUGCCUCCGGGUGCAGCCCCUGCCUUCGGCAAGGCUGUGCAGACGCAGCAGCCGUGCUCUGUCAAAGCCUCUCUGUCCUCUGACAUCUGCUCCGGCCUGGGCCCCGACGCAGCUGACGCCAACGCAGGCUCUGGCCAAGGCUGGACGGUUUUCCACCAAACGUCUGAGAGAGUGACCUAUAAAUCUAGUAGCAAACCUCGUACCAGAUUCCUCAGUGGACCUGUGUCUUUGUCCAUCUGGUCCACCUUGAAACGACUAUGUCUAGGCAAAGAUCACAGUAGUAGAUCCUCGACCAACAGCCUGGUGACAUGUCCUGAGCCCCUCCCACAGUCAACGCUGCAGGUUCAGGCCAACAACAGUAACAACAAGAAAGGGAUGUUCACAGAUGACCUGCACAAGCUGGUGGACCAGUGGACAAGCAAAACUGUUGGAGCUGCACAGACAAAACCUUCUUUAAACCAACUGAAGCAGAACCAAAAAAGGCAAGACAUGGAGCCAAAGGCUAACCCCAUGCAAACGCAGAAUGAGACAUGUGGAGUAAGUUCGGUAAGGACAGGACUGGGGAGCAAGUGCCCCGUUCCAGUGGCUUGCCCCAUGCCCUCAGGAUUAGCUCCUGGAGCCGCGCCGUCCCUGCCAGUGCCCGUGCCGGGGCCCGCCCUGGCUGGCGCGGUGACACCGUACGUGAUGCCUCUCUGUCAGUACGGAGCCGUGUUCCCUUCGCCUGUGUACGGAGUGCCGUGGCCGGGGCCGGUGGCGCAGCCGGGGCUGGUCCGAGGGCCCGGCAUCGUGCGCUUCUCGCCGCUGGGCCGGAGCUGCCUGCGGAUGUACCCGGUGCCGCUGCAGCGCCCGGCCCGGCCGGCCGGCCCGCGGCUGCGCAUGACCUAGCGCGGGGCCCUGCCGCGGGGACCCGGGCCUGAGGGACCCUGUCAGGGGGUGGCCUUGCCGCGGGGACCCGGGCCUGAGGGACCCUGCCGGUGGGUGGCCUUGCCGCGGGGACCCGGGCCUGAGGGACCCUGCCGGUGGGUGGCCUUGCCGCGGGGACCCUGGCCUGGGUUUUGAUGCCGUCGUGUUGGAGUGUUUGCUCUGUACAUGCCGUGCUCUGUGUGGGAUGAGGCGGGGCCCCGGGCACGGCCGUACCCUGCAUCGGCAAUCACUGUGAGGCGGCAUCACCACAGAUCGUUUGUUGUCAAGGCAAUACCUGCUUCUGUCCCGUUGCUGAAGACACUUUAUUCCUUGUGUUCUGUUUCACACUUGUGAUCCUUAACAUCAUUGUACUUGAAUUGAUGAUUAGCAAAUUGUACUAACCCUGCAGGAGUUCAGUGCCUUGAAUCUCAGCUUUCCAGUCCCAGCUGGAAAGAGAUGUACAAUUAUUUGAAAGGUGUAUUUUAUUUACAAUCUGCUUGAGAGUUGGAGGUCUUUUUAUUUGCAAAGAGAUUGCAGGUUUACAGUUGAUGUUCCUCAUCAGCUUCCUUCUGCUGUAAAUGCUUUGUUUUUGUUCACGGGUUGAAUUUUCAUUUCUGAAGCUUUUAGAAAUAAGAAUUGUGAGGUGAGGUUUCUUUGACAUGCUUGUUUGAUGCACUGAUCGUAAAAUUGUUGGUGUUUGUACAAGGAGUAGUGAAGUGCACGCUGUAAUGUAAGAGCAUCUACAGAGUGAUCCAAGGAAGGUGUGUGCAAGGACAGGGAAGCAGCUUCAGGCAGCACUCUCCGUUCUCCUUCCCAGCCUGUGGCAAAGACAUUGUAGAUGACGACUUAAUUCUGUAACAGGCAGCAAAUGCUGUUUUCCUCUGGAUCAGCAGCACACUGGAUUUCAUUUCCUUUCCUUGUGUCGUGGGCUUUUAUAAUUUAGUUAAAUCACAAGCUUGUGCAUGUUCCAUAAGUGAAGACAAGUAAGUGGAACUGUUGAUUCUGGCAGACCGUGUCUGCAGGUGGCCGUGAGCCCCGUGUGAGCAGAGCACGCACACAUGUCCAGGUUCUGCUCCAGCCCCUGAGCUUGACAGUGAUGUCUGGUCCCUGGUGUGCCGGCUGUGUUCAUGCUAAAACAGAAUAAAAAUGUCAAGCUGUUCUUUUUCAUAUCUGACACUCCAGGUUUAGUGUCUCACCGCCUUCUGUUUGUAAUGAUUUAUUUAUUUAUUUAUUUAUCUUUAUUUUUACCCAAGUUUGCACUCCAGGUGGCACGGACACCUCUCUCCUGUUCAAAAGUUGCUUUUUUCCUAUUUUACUGUGCAUAGAGCCUCCACCUACACUUAGUGUAAAGGCACAAGGUAACCACUAAAGCUGGUUUGCCAUGGUAAGUCUCCUUCCUUCCCUGAGUGCUACAGGCAGCGUUACAGGCACAGGACCCAGGUGUGGCCGCACCCAAAGGCCCCACAAUGACAUUUUGUAGCCCUCUGCUGAGGGGCAGAGACAUCCUGUGCUGCCAAGCUGUGAAUUGUAUAGUUCUAUUGUACUUCAAGCAUUAUACCGGUCUAAAUUACUUUGUUUGUACCCUUUGAAUAUAUUAUUCCAUCAAUUCAGUUAGAAUUGAAUUUAUAGACAAUUAUGCAGAGUCUUCUGCCUGGGCAAAAUACUUACUGCAGUAAGAGAUUUCUGUUCUCUGUACCAUGUAUCUUUAAUUUGUUUGGGUUUUUUAGAUUCAUGUCUGUAUGCUUCAUGAGCAAACAUGGAAAAUAUGUUCUCACACCGGGUUCCCUUUGGCUCACACUGAUUCCUACAGUUUAUGUUGCUAUUGCCUGUAUAGUCCAUCCCUUGUAUACUGACAAAGUCAGUGGCACUAAAAGCCCCAACAAAUUGUAUAGAUUAAAAAGAAAAAUAAACAUUUUGUGCUUGAAAA
Molecule: messenger RNA, 9096 nt
Organism: Onychostruthus taczanowskii (white-rumped snowfinch)
Lineage: Eukaryota; Metazoa; Chordata; Aves; Passeriformes; Passeridae
Gene: WNK2
Product: WNK lysine deficient protein kinase 2
Biological process (GO): protein phosphorylation; intracellular signal transduction; positive regulation of sodium ion transmembrane transporter activity
Cellular component (GO): cytosol; cytoplasm
Molecular function (GO): protein serine/threonine kinase activity; ATP binding; potassium channel inhibitor activity
Source: RefSeq, a predicted model, not a curated record